GCUUGCUCCCAAACAAGAUGGUACUGGAGAUGGAGGUCACACUGGAGAGCAUGUGCUGACGUGUGGUGUCCCCAGGGCUGGGAGCUGAUGGUGCCUUGCUCUGGCUCCAGCCUGCUGGCACCUUCCAGCUCUGCAGGGCUGGCCUCUGAUGCAGGGAGAGCCCCAACCCUUUUCAAACGGGUCUGCUUCGGAGCUUUCAUCCUUGUUUUUUGCCGAGUGACCUGUUGUGAGUCAGUCCAAGAAUGAACAAAUGUAAGAAGCCCUACUUUGAACAGACUACAAAUCUUGAAAAAUUCAGUCCUGAAAUUCUUUCUGAAGUUGAGAAGCUCUUUGCCAAGAAGUUUUCUUAUACUAAGCCAGCGAAUAAGGAAUGGCAGCUACCAGAUCCCAGUGAUGCCUUUACAUGUGAUCACAAAGAAUUCAACUCACUCCUUGCUCUGAAGUACUCGAUGAAUGAAGUGAAGAAUCAGCUGAGUGAUAAGAACCUUGAUGAAUGGCAUCAGCACACCUCACUUACCAAUAAAGCAGGGAAAAUAAUUUCUCAUGUGAAGAAAUCUGUGAAUGCUGAGCUGUGUACCCAGGCCUGGUGCAAGUUUCAUGAGAUCCUGUGCAGUUUUCCUCUUCUCCCUCCAGAAGCUCUUCAAGAGGGAGAACUGAAUUCUGUUCACCUCUGUGAAGCACCCGGCGCAUUUAUAGCCAGCCUCAAUCACUACUUGAAGUCCCACCAUAUCCAUUGUGACUGGAACUGGGUAGCUAACACUCUAAACCCAUACCAUGAAGCAAAUGACACCCUCACGAUGAUUAUGGACGACCGUCUUAUAGCAAAUACAUUGCCCUGGUGGCACUUUGGCCCAGAUAACACUGGUGAUGUGAUGACCUUGAAACAUCUGACAGGGCUUCAGAACUUUGUGAGUAAUAUGAGCACAGUUCACUUAGUAACUGCUGAUGGCAGCUUUGAUUGCCAAGGAAAUCCAGGUGAACAGGAAGCUCUCGUCUCACCCCUCCUUUACUGUGAGGCAGUCACUGCUUUAAUGAUCCUGGGUGCUGGAGGAUCCUUUGUUUUGAAGAUGUUCACCCUCUUUGAGCACUGUUCUACCAAUCUGCUCUUUCUGCUAAACUGUUGUUUUGAGGAGGUCCACGUCUUUAAGCCAGCCACAAGCAAAGCUGGGAACUCAGAGGCCUAUGUGGUUUGUCUUCGUUACAUGGGCAGAGAGAGCAUUCAUCUGCUGCUUUCUAAGAUGAUACAGAACUUUGGAACAGAAAUGGUCAACAAAGCUCUUUUUCCCCAGCAUGUGAUACCAGAAUCUUUUCUUAAAAUACAUGAAGAAUGUUGCAUGUUCUUCCACAAGUACCAGGUAGAGACCAUCUGUGAGAACAUCCAGCUCUUUGAGCGCAUGGAAGAAGCAGAGCAGACAAAACUGGACAAGUUAAGAGAUUGUGCAGUGGAGUUCUUCAUGCAGAAAUUUCAUAUGAAACCCAUUACCAGAAAUAACUGGCUUGUCAAGAAAUCUCAGACUGGUUGCAGCAUGAAUGCGAAAUGGUUUGGGCAAAGGAACAAAUAUUUUAGUACAUACAAUGAAAGGAAGAUGCUGGAAACCCUCACAUGGGAUGAUAAAGUUGCAAAGGGCUAUUUUAAUAAGUGGGCUGAAGAACAUAACUUAAACAACGCUGGUAAAAUGUGCAUCUUGGAAGGAUUGUCUGGUAACAUUAACUGUAACUUGUGGUUCAUUUUGGAAGGAAAGAGGCUACCAGUGGUUAAGUGUUCUCCAUUUUGUGAUGGUAAAGUCUUGGAAAAUCUUAAUGAAGCCAUGAAUGAAUUGGUAGUGGGGAGGCUGGAAAGCAGGCCGCUGCUGCAGCCGUGUCACUCCUGCGAGGUUCUUCCUGGGGAACUGGUAAUGGCUGAAGUGUCUGAUCUUUCCAGGUCUUAUCAGGAGGCACUAGAUGAGAAGCGUGGGGACCGAUUCAAGUGCCUUGUGGUGGACUUUCCAUCCCUUUGUGAUACUGAAAACCAAACCGGUAUGGAAAUAAAGAACCUAAAUUCGACCACACUGCUGACUUUCAGCUUCUCUUUGCUUUAUGAUGGAGCACCAAAAUACCAGCAGCGGCUUUUGGAGUGUGUUCUGCAUUCGUUGAACCAGCUUACAGUGGGAGAUGCCUUGAUUCUGCCCAUCCUUUCCAGUUUUACACGUUUCACAGCUGGCCUGCUCUUUAUACUGCAUUGUUGUUUCAGAUGCGUCACGUUCGCUUGUCCGAUGUCCCACGAGCCGCUGACAACCAGCGCUGCUUUGCUGUGUGUUGGUUACCGGGGCAUCCCCAGUCGUGUUGCUGAGUACCUGCAGCAUCUGCAUAAACUGAUGAGCUCCUUACUGGAGUCAGACUCUCCCCAGCAAGUUUUGCAGUUUGUGCCUAUGGAGUGUCUCCUCCAGGGCAAGCUGUUGGAGUUUUUGUGGGAUUUGAACACAGCCAUUGCAAAGAGACAACUCCACUUGAUUGUGCAAGCUAAGCAGCAGCAAAUCACUAGUGAUAGUUCAUUAUAAAAUAAUUGUAGAAUUGAGCAGGUUGCUGCAAGACCUCAUUUCCCAGGCAGGUGGAAGUUAAAAACAUUGUUAAUAUGAAGGUAACGUCACUGUAAGACUUUGACAGGGCGUUGGUAGUGUUGGGAGGAGGUUUUGAGCUGCCAAUCCCACUUGCACCAUACCGCCUGUCCUGCAGGAACAUGAAGUUUAAUCUCAGGUGUGGGGGACUUGGGUGGGACAGGGAUUGAAGUGAGAAGCUUUCUUCUGUCACAGCUCCCUUCAGUGUUCCUAGCUGACCGUAGCCUUUGUGAGGAGGGGUGGGGUGGUGCUUUAUUUCUUGCUUCUGGCCAGGCCCUGCUGGACCCGGUUGGCUGACGUUAUCCCUCUUCUGUUGGACAAAACAUGGGAGUUCUGCCCCCAGGGUUUGGGGAAGCUGAUGCUUGGGCUACAAUGCCCAGCAGUCUGCAGGCCCGAUGCACGUCUGGAGGGCUCAGUGUCUCGUGAGCAGGCAGCUGGCUCACAGAGACUGGGUUUAAAAACAGCUGUCUUUGAGGUGUCCAGGGGAAGAUGCUCCUUGAUUUUAAUUUUGUGCAUGCGAAGAGCAUGCUGUGUGGCUUCUGACAGGUGAUUGUAUGGCCUUGUCUCCCCGCCCCAUCAAUGAAUGGGCUGUUAUAAUUUUAUUUUUAAGUUUAUGGGCUCCUCCUUAAAAUAAUUUGACACUCCUGAGUAAAAGUGAAGACUUGCAUCUGCCUGCAGUAGCAGCUAUUAAUGAGGAACUGUAAAUGGUUUUCAGGCGAAAAGCAUGGUCGUGUGCAGCGUUGUGUGCCAAGAAAUGCUUUGGGGAGUGCUGGAGGAGUGUUAAGCUGAAGAAAUAUGUGAUACUUUCUUUGGGAAAGUAUGAUUAAGAUUUAAUUUGGUUCUCCUUAGGGAUAAAAAUGAUGAAAUUGCUGACUGUUCCUUUAAGGGAGUCGAAUUUUAUUUUCUAUAUUGCUCCUUUGAGAGUUAAUUCUGAGACCUAACGCGUGUGUAUUAACGUUUAGCUUUAUGUUUGUAGUUUACAUGGAAAAAUCUGCUCGGAGGGAGGAAUGAAGUUUAAGGAGAAAAAUGAUUUGCUACUGAUAGUGCAAGAUCUUGUAGGAAAAGGUUGAAAGCGCAGAGUUAGAAGGAAAAUGGUCUUCUGAUUAAUUACCAGUCACCUUCUGGAAGCACUUCUAAUUAUGUGAUGUAGGAGUUUGAAGGAUAAUUGAUUACUGGUAAGGAUUAAAAGCACUGCUGAAAAACUGUUUUGUCUGGAGGUGCUGCACAUUUAUUAAGCUUUUUUUUGCCACAUUGAUUGGGGCAGAAUUUAAUGCGUUUAACAGUUCAUUUUUUAUUUAAGAAUUUGAUAGGUGAAUGAGCUGGUGGCUCAGGUCUGACAAAUUGACAACAUUUUCUAAAAAUCUUGCUUUUUACAGCUGCACGUAAAUAGAAUCAGAAGUCUUCCUAACAAAAGCUGCUGGGAUUGGCCACUAUCCUUUUUCUUUUAUUUAAAUGAGCUUGCUUUUCUCGCUGUGAGCUGAGUCACGCUUCCUCCCUCCGACCAGGAAGGUAGGGUUUGAGGCUAACAUUGGGAGACAAUGCAGUAAGAGCUUCUCCUCUAAACACCAAGUGCAAGCAGAUGAAUGGGUUUAAAAAAAAUACUGAAAACUAAAAAUAGGAAAGGAGGGAGAAAUAUUCUAGAAGAAUGGAUGACAAGGCAGGAUCAAAGACCACCUGUAAAAGCCUUCUUUAUCAGAGUCAAAAAGCAGGAUAAAGGCAUUGUCCACCAGGCACCCCUCUGUCUCUGCCACUGUUUCAGAGGUGAUUUAUGCCUCAAAAUCCCCCUGAACUGAAGCAUUUGUGAAGACUUCUGUUAAAGCAGGGGCAAAUGAGAUUUCAAGUGCAUGAAAAAAAAACCACAUUUAUCUACUGGAUGAGACGCUCGUGCUACCCAUGCCUCCGUGGCAGAAUAUGACAAUGUAAGUGUCUCAUCCAGUAGAUAAAUAUAUUUUUUUUGCUAAUAUUAGUCUGGCACUUAAACUUUUUUAUAGGUAAAAUAAAAUCUUGAGGCGGCAGACACUGUGAGUGAACACAUUUUCAAACUUUCUUCUGUUUGUUUUGUACAUCUGACGAACUAUGCAGAUGUCCUUGAGAUUCUUCCCAUCCCAUAUCAUUUUGCCUCCCUUUCUUCCUGAAUCUUUAGGAUGAAGCAUUUUAGAUGGUCACAGAAGUUUGGGGGAAUUAGGACUAUGAACUUCAAGAUACAGACUUCUAGACUGAGCUACUGGGGGAACUUUAUCCAUUUGCUUGGAAGUACCAAAAAGGUGUUCAAGCCCUACUUUGGAAAAAACAGAUCUCUAAAAUACUUGAGAUCCAGUGCCAUGCAGAUCCUGAUGCAUGACUUGCUCUGGAAUUGUUUGUUGGCAGAUGACUGGAGUUGAUGGGAGAAAUGCGUUGACAGCAGCUGCCCCUUCUGUUAAAAGAUGUGGCUUGCAAAGGUUUUUUUGUUGUCCCAGUGGCAGAGGUUUCAAAGGUAGGAAUGACGCUUGUCCUUUUAAUUGUAAAAGUCCUGCAUUGUCCUAGCUGUCCUUAGAUCAAAGAUUUAUUGGAGGAAAGUGACACUUAAUUUCUGUUGUGACUUUUGGAAUAUGGCAGAAUGUAUUAACCUUUGCGGAAAGGGUCUGAUAGCUCCCGCUUUCGUUGACGGUGUCAGUUCCUUUGGCCAAUUUGAUUUGGUUUUGGGUGAUAGCUGAUGAAGUGUCUGUGUCCUGGCUGAUUCUGAGCUGUCUUUUUUAACCUAUUUGAAGACAGGCUGCUGGGUAUCAGUUCUUACUUCCCAGAGCUUCAUGUUUCAUGCAGAGAUGAUGUUGGGGGGGAAAAAAUAAGGUGGCUGUGAGGCAAUCAAGAUGCCCACAAGCUUGAAGCAAAUUUGGUUUUGUAGCCCUGCUGCUGCAUGUUUCCAAUGGAGGACUGAUACCUGUGCCCACUGCUGAGCAACGAGCUCCGUUUUCUUUCCUGAAUCUCGUCUCUUUCAUUUUAAGCUAACAUUUGACAUAAAUAGUCGCAUGGGGAUUGAAUGAAUUAGGUACUUCAAGUAAAAAUAUUGGUAUUUCUUUUUAGUUGAAUUCUGUUAAAGUUUAGAGACUUGCCAGUUAUUUUUACUGAUUUUUAUAUUGUAUGUGGAUUAAUUUGGAUGUGCACAGAUUGUGUGUUCUUGCCACGGGCUUUCCAAUUUAGUUUCUACAAAAUAUAAUGAGAUUUAUAGUAGUAGUCUAUUAAAACAGUGCUAAUUGGUGUCUAUUUAUCUUAAUUUAAGCUGAUCUAUCAAAUUAUUACUGGUAAAAGUAGAAUAUUUAGCAGCAUUGUAGGCUAUUAGAAGCACAACUUGGGAUUUAACAGGAGGGGCUUAAUACUGCCUGAGUAGGAAGUGGGAGAAAAGGGGAAGAAAAACCAACAAGCCCCACACCUUGAUUUCUGACCACUUUAAUAGAAAAAUACUGGUGCCUUGAUUCAUGGCAAACAAAGGCUGACCAUUAAGCUGAAGCCUCAGCCUUACUGCCUCCUGUUACUAUACCUAAAAAAAAACUUUUUGACAUCUGUUUAACUUAGAUGAUUUUCAGCAUGUUAAUUCUUAAUGGUGAAGUGGGGGAAAUCCUGUGUUAAUUUGUCUUACCAUUUUAGGUGGUGUUAAAUGGUUUUGUUAUCAGUACUCAUCCCCAUUUCUUAAUUUUAAACAAAAGCCUCCAUUUCAGCUGUAGCCUUUGAAUGUCUCUUAUUUUUUAGCACUUUCAAGACAGGGAGAUUAACACUGCCUUGCCAAAGUCUGGUAAUGUUUUUCCAUCUUUCUUGCAAGUAUUUUCGUGAAUGCCAUACUGAUAUCCUUAGUCCCAGUUCUUUGUGUUUUAUUCACCUGACAGAAAGAUCAAACAGAGCUGUUUAUGCCAGAAACACACUCAGCCCGUGGCUGUUCAUUUCUUACUCUUUAGGGACUAAUUUGGAUUGCCAUCGAGCCUUCCCGUGUGACUCCUAUGGGUCCAGAGCUUAUUUCAAGUCUGAAGACUGAAAUUUGCUAAAAAGAAUUAGCUGGUAGCUGUAGAGACUUCGAAAAAGCAGAACCUUUAAGAGACAUUUAGAUGUAGGACUUUUUCCCACCAGCAAGAAGAGGCCUUUCCUUGCUAAAAAUUAUUUUAAAAAGAGCUACUUUGAGGUAUAACCGCCUGAGCAAGGAGUUCACCAGUUGUGUGCUGCCUUUCCUGUGUGCACACAGGUGCAUUCCUGUUGGCACGAGUGGAAACCCCCAGGAUCGUACAGUGGGGGAGAAUUUGCUUUGUAAUUCCUCAAUGUGUGCUUUUGGUUUGAAGGAUGUAUAUAUUUUCUUGAAGUAGAUUAAGGGAUGUUGGUGUACGUGAUUAUUGCAUAUUUUCAUUUGGUCUGAGAAUGUGUGUUAAAAGACCUCUUUUUAAAUGGAAAAUUUAUGUGGAGAAAAUAAAACAUUUUAUUUUGGAUUAAG
Molecule: messenger RNA, 7044 nt
Organism: Cygnus atratus (black swan)
Lineage: Eukaryota; Metazoa; Chordata; Aves; Anseriformes; Anatidae
Gene: CMTR2
Product: cap methyltransferase 2
Exons: 3
Coding region: 243-2537 (764 amino acids)
Biological process (GO): 7-methylguanosine mRNA capping
Cellular component (GO): nucleus; cytoplasm
Molecular function (GO): methyltransferase cap1 activity
Source: RefSeq, a predicted model, not a curated record